AACAUAGUAGUGCGGAUAACUUUUCAUUCAUAGAAUUUUUAUUAAUUUGCUCAUCGGUGGAAGUCUAGUUAUUUCAUUUACUUACCGCAACUGUUUUUGUUUCGCAUCGUUCAAAACAAUCUCGCGCUCAGUGCUAAAAAUGUGAAAUUUGUUGUGCGUGUGUGUUUUUCGCUUGGGAAUUGUGUGACGCGGCCAUAUUUAAAACAAAAAUUUUGUGCUGAAUGCUGUGCUCAGGCAAGGGGAGGACACAAAACUUAUAUAAAUACUGCUUAGUCUGAUUUGCAACUAUGAUGGACCGCAAGAAGGUUCUGGAAUUGGAUAAAAUCUGUCGCGUUUGCAUAUCGGAGCGUAAGGAAAUGCGACCAUUGUUUAGCGAAAAGGUGCCUGAAAUGCUAAUGGACUGCACCAGUGUGGUCGUGGAGCGCACCGAGGGCUGGCCAGACAAGAUCUGUGUGCAAUGCGUGCACGCUGUCAGUCGGAAUCAUGCAUUCAAAACGCUUGUCGAACGCAGCGACAAGGAGCUGCGAGAGUAUAUCAAAAGCAUAACGGUGCUGGAUGAAAUAUUGUCGCCGCAGGAGCGUAAGCAGCAAAAGUUUCUGCAAAAGCAGUUGAAACAUGAGCAAGAGCUAGAGGAGCAACAACAGAAGCUAGAGCAACAAUUGCUGCAACAACAACAGCAGUUGGAGCAGCAACAGCAACAACAACAACAGCAGCAACAAAUAUAUCUGCUGCAGCAGCCACAACAACAGCAACAGCCACAGCAAAAGCCGUUGCAGAGCAAGGCGAAGUCAAAGCCUGCGCUGCGCAAGGGAGCGCGUCAAACCAAAAAACACCAACUAGAGUCCACACAGCUUAUGGCUGAACCAGCUCCAGUUCCAGCACAGCCACAUCAAAUGCUAGUAAACCAACAACAACAGCAGCAGCAGCAGCAGCAGCAGCAACAUCAACAACAACAGCAAUUACAACAAAUACAGUUGCCCACAUUGCAGCCAGCGCCAACGCAACUGUUGCCCACAAGCACAGCUCAGCAGCUGCUGCUACCCAAUGGCCAGUUUAUAACGACACAGAUAGUGACGCCGCAGCUGGCGCAGAUUAUUAGCACCGGACCACAGAAUACAACAGGGAACACGCAGGCUCAGCAGUACUUGCCGCAAUUGUUGCCGCAUGGCCAAACGCUGCAGCUAGUGCAGCAGCCAAACGGCACACAAACGUUGCAACUAGUGCAGCUGAUGCCACAGCGUGCUCUUGGGCCUGCCACAAACACAACGGACUUGUGUCACACAAGCCAUGGGGCUUCGCUGGUGGAUGCAGAGGUGCAGCUGCUGGACGAUGGCGAAAUGGAGGAUGAGGACUUGGAUGAGGUGUAUGAGCAGUUGGAUGGGAAAAAUCAUACAUUCGAAACUAUUAUACUGGAUGAUGAGCAGGAGCAGGAUUUUUUAAAGGAACAGCAGCAGCAGCAACAGCUCAUCGACGAGGAUCUCGCGCAAAGCGACACACAGGACCCGCAGGAUGAGUACUUCGAUGAGCAACUGCUGCAGGAGCAGGAUGACGAUGGGGUGGUCAAGCAUGAGGAGGAUGAUGAAGAUAAUUUCAUUAUUGAAGAAAUACAGCUAGACGAUGAGGGCAUGCUGGAUGCAGACGAUGCUGACAUGGAUGAUGAGCAGCUGACGCCUGUGGAGGAUUGCGAGUAUAUGACCGAUGAGCAGGAGCACGGUGUGCUCGAUGAUGACCUGCAGUAUGCUAUAAUGGAACCAAACGAUGACGAUGUUAGCCCCAGCGACAUAGAGCAAGCUUUCAUAGAUGUGGAUGCACAACAGCAGCUGCAGGAUCUACACGAUCAACAGCAGCAGCAGCAACAACAGGCUGUGGAACUGCAGGGCAUCUCACUCAGCAAUGCUGUGGUGGAGUUCAGCCAAGAGGCGCUAGUGGCACCCACGCUGCAUGUCAGCAGCUCACCCAGUGACACGCCUACGCCGCCCAAACGCGCAAGACGCAACAAUCAGCACCAGCAGCAGCAACAACAGCAGGAGCAGCAACAGCAUGAACAGCAGCUGCUGGUUGAGACGCCCUGUGAUCAUCAGCCCACGAACUCUUCUAUAAACAGCAAAUUAGCUGCGGCAAACUCUCGGCAAUUGGUGCAAACAGCUUCUGUGAUUGCAGCCGCUGGCGCUGAUAUAAACUAUGAAAUUGAUGCCAAUUUGGUAACCGAAUUUAUAAGGCAGCAUACGUCUCCCCUGGGCUCCGGACGCUACAUUUGCCACUUGUGCAACACGGAGUUCAGGCAAUUCAAGGGCUUGCAACUGCACAUGCACUCGCAUGCCAACUGGAUACGCGCCAAUUGCAAAAAGCAGCCGCAGUGUGAGAUUUGCCUGAAGAGCUUCAAGGGUCCGGGCAUGUUGCGCAUGCAUAUGAAGACGCAUGACGCCGAAUCGAAUACGCCAGUGUGCAACAUUUGCAAUCGCACAUUCAAGUCCAAGGCCAUACUGUAUAGACAUAGGCAGACGCAUCAGUUGCGCGCCUAUUGCUGUGGCGUCACCAAUUGCCGCAAGAACUUCUCCAAUGCCGCCAAUCUGCGCUGGCAUGUGGAGCGCAAGCAUCCGGAAUGCGUCGAGCCCUACUAUAAGUGCGGAGAAUGCGCCACGCUCUACGUGAACAUUGACGACCUGCAGCAGCAUGUGGAGAACACGGAUCACGGCAACACGCCCAGUCCGAGCAACAGUGUGGAGCAAACUAUAUCAACAAUUAGCAGCGGCGCGGGCAGCAAUGCGUCUGCCUCUGCUUUCAGCGGCGCCGUCAGCAUCGUCAGCAACGGCAAUGAGAUCAACAAUAUUAUUACAGCGCCCACGGGCUCCAGCGAUACGCACGCCGUGGUCGUUGGCUCCACGGGUGAAAUGUACUUUGUAACGCAGGCGUAGCCAGGGCAGUUCGCCGAUUUAGGCGAGGCAUGUAGUUUAGUUAACUAGGCUAAUAAUCGAUAGGUAUAUUUUGUAUAUAUACAUAUAUUUUUGUACUACAUACUUACGAAUUAAUUAUACAUAUUUUAGAUUUGCAAUCCCUAGUUUUAGUGGCCAACGUAGAUUGUUCAUAGUCUUAACGGAUCGGUUCGGAUCGUAUCAUACCGAUUGUAUUCUCGAAUUUCGUGUCGAGCGAAUUUUUGUAACAUAGUUAAGUAAAGUUUUAUAAUUAGCAACGAAAAUCAAUUUUUGUACAUAUGAAGAGCUAAAAUUAAUGGCUGUUAAGCUUUAAGUAAAUUUAUAACGAACAACAAUUAUUACAUUAUUUGAUUAUUGUUUAUAAUGAUGGCUAUGGCAAGCUUGAAGUUUAUACCCAGUGGCGGUCUUAUGUUUAAACAAAAAGAAAACUACACUUGCGCUAUUUUAGUUUCGGCUUAGUUUUUAUUGUUGGGCAUUAAUUAAUACUAAAUGUUUGUUUUCUCCUAAACGCAAAUAAAAAUCUAAAU
Drosophila busckii is the source of this 3460-nucleotide messenger RNA. RefSeq names its product transcription factor SPT20 homolog. The transcript is spliced from 3 exons. Gene Ontology annotation, molecular function: zinc ion binding. Gene Ontology annotation, cellular component: nucleus. The record is from RefSeq and is a predicted model, not a curated record. NCBI's taxonomy places the organism in Eukaryota, Metazoa, Arthropoda, Insecta, Diptera, Drosophilidae. The coding region runs from base 288 to 2915 and encodes 875 amino acids.